ACUGUCAAAACCGCGCCGCCUUAGUCAAAUCACAUAACUGACUAAAACAAAGUCCACUCGAAGAUAUUUAACCUGUCUCUAGGGUGGACAUUUAAAGUGGAAUUUCUUCCUGUAUCCGUGUAUAUUUUUGUUUGAAAACCGAAACACUGCAAGCUAACAUGCCCAGCGAUAGCCAAGACGUGACAAACCAGAGAUGGGCCCACCUACGCAAAGUCCUGGAGCGUUCCGGCCCAUUUUGCCAUCCUGACUUUGAACCGUCUACUGAAACCCUGAGUUUUCUUAUGAGCUCCUGUAAAAUCCUUGUGAUUGGAGCUGGAGGCUUGGGUUGCGAGCUCUUGAAAGACCUUGCACUCAUGGGCUUCCGGGAAAUACAUGUCAUUGACAUGGAUACAAUUGAUCUAUCAAAUCUCAACCGCCAAUUUCUUUUCCGUCGCAAUGACAUUGGCCAGUCUAAGGCUGAGGUGGCAGCUCGAUUUGUUAAUGCAAGAGUUCCUGGAUGUAAUGUCACUCCUCACUUCAAAAAAAUUCAAGAUUUUGAUGAGUCGUUCUAUCGCCAGUUUCAUAUUGUCGUAUGUGGAUUGGAUUCCAUUGUCGCUCGACGAUGGAUCAAUGCUCUAUUAGUUUCCAUGCUUACUUAUGACAAUGAAGGUGCCCUAGACCAAUCAAGUAUCAUCCCUAUGGUUGAUGGUGGUACUGAAGGUUUCAAGGGCAAUGCCAGGGUUAUUCUACCUGGUAUUACAGCCUGUAUCGAAUGUACUUUAGAUUUAUAUCCGCCUCAGAUUACUUAUCCUUUGUGUACAAUUGCUAACACACCACGUUUGCCCGAACAUUGUAUUGAAUAUGUCAAGCUGAUCCAGUGGCCGAAAGAGAAUCCAUGGGAUGUGUCAAUUGAUGGUGAUGACCCCAUGCACAUCAAUUGGAUUUUUGAAAAAGCCUCUGAAAGAGCUUCACAGUUUGGAAUUCAGGGGGUCACCUAUCGAUUAGUUCAAGGUGUUGUAAAGAACAUUAUUCCAGCAGUGGCUUCCACCAAUGCUGUAAUUGCUGCUGCUUGUGCCACAGAGGUGUUUAAAAUAGCAACAAGCUGUUGUGUACCUCUAAAUAAUUACAUGGUCCUGAAUGUGGUUGAUGGUAUCUACACAUAUACUUAUGAAGCCGAGAGAAAAGAAGAUUGCCUCAUUUGUAGCCAAAAACCAAAGGUUUUGGAAAUUGUUGACGCAAAUGCCAAGUUGCAGGAAGUUCUAGACAUACUUUGUGCUGACCCAGCUUUCCAAAUGAAAGCUCCUGGGAUCACUACAUCAGCUGGUGGAAAAGUUCGCACACUGUACAUGUCAAAAGUUGCCAGUAUUGAGAAGCAGACCCGUGAUAACUUGAAGAAAUCUCUUGAUGAAUUGGGACUGUUUGAUGGUUGUGAACUUUUUGUUGCUGAUGACACUACACCAAAUACUGUUACAAUCAAGCUGUCUUUCACUAACACCUGUGUUGAAAUGCAAGAAUUGUAAAACAGCGAAUGAAAUUGUAAACUUGGGGAGAAAGAAGAAUUUAACUUAAUUGUGAUAUUUAUAGUAAAAGUGAGGAAUAAAUUAAUGUAAACUGUGCUUUUAA
Thrips palmi is the source of this 1602-nucleotide messenger RNA. It is a transcript of the gene Uba3, whose product is annotated as NEDD8-activating enzyme E1 catalytic subunit. NCBI's taxonomy places the organism in Eukaryota, Metazoa, Arthropoda, Insecta, Thysanoptera, Thripidae. Gene Ontology annotation, biological process: protein neddylation. Gene Ontology annotation, cellular component: cytoplasm; nucleus. Bases 159 to 1499 code for a protein of 446 amino acids. Gene Ontology annotation, molecular function: NEDD8 activating enzyme activity. The record is from RefSeq and is a predicted model, not a curated record. The transcript is spliced from 4 exons.